Messenger RNA from Solanum dulcamara, 825 nucleotides. RefSeq names its product non-specific lipid transfer protein GPI-anchored 7-like. NCBI's taxonomy places the organism in Eukaryota, Viridiplantae, Streptophyta, Magnoliopsida, Solanales, Solanaceae. The record is from RefSeq and is a predicted model, not a curated record. Bases 85 to 528 code for a protein of 147 amino acids. The transcript is spliced from 3 exons.
AAGACUCCCUACUCAAUAAUACUCGUCUAGAGGGAAAAAAAGUGGCACCUUUUCCGUGCAAAGUGAAAAAUCAAACAGAGAAAAAUGCUCUCCUCCAAACUCUACUGGUUGACCACGGUGGCAUUCACGGCGGUGUUACUGUCGGCAACCACCACGGAGGCACAAACGCAGGACUGUGCUUCUAAACUAGUCCCAUGUGCAUCUUACCUCAACUCAACCAAACCACCGGCUUCUUGCUGUGACCCACUUAGAGAAGCCGUGACCAAAGAUCUUCCAUGUCUCUGCAAACUUUACGAAAAUCCCACUGUGUUACCUUCUCUCGGUAUUAACGUUACUCAAGCUAUUGGACUUCCUAAGUACUGUAAUAUCCCUGGCGAUGUUACUGCUUGUAAAGCUGCUGCUCCAAGUUCAAGUUCUCCUUCUGAGAAAGCUCCACCAGCUGCAAAAGAUAAAAACGGAGUGAGCAGGGUUGCAUGGACUGGAAUGUCAAGCUUACUCGUGCUUUUUGCUUCUUUCAUACUUGCUUAGUUCACUGAUUGCGUCCUUCAAGUAUUGGGGAAAUGUUGAUGAAUUUCUUUGUUCAAGUAUUAUUUAGGGAAUUGACAGAUUGCUCUCCAAGACUCGAUCACUUAUAUUCUGUGAAGUUUCCCAUUGUAUUUUCUGUUGAGAUGAACUAAAUUGAUGUAUGAGUUGGAGGAGAUAACUUCAAUGUUCCUCUAUUUGCUACUUUGUGUUUGCAUGUUGUUGAUGUAUUCGUGGGGUGGUGUAUCAAGCGAAGUGUGGCAGGUUAUUAAUAUUAGAAAGGGCCUUUUUCUUCUCUAGUCA